Molecule: messenger RNA, 7275 nt
Organism: Cherax quadricarinatus
Lineage: Eukaryota; Metazoa; Arthropoda; Malacostraca; Decapoda; Parastacidae
Molecular function (GO): 3'-5'-RNA exonuclease activity
Source: RefSeq, a predicted model, not a curated record
GUUGUUAAAGUGAAUGAGGUGAUGUAGGCUGUGUUGAGGAUGACGGUGAGGCAUGGAGGGUGAGGGGGAAAGGAGGCAGUGAGGUGAUAAAUGUGAACAAGGCUGGACGCCAUUAUCAGGUGCUAGACGCGUGAACAGCACCAGCUGGCGCAAGGCUGAGGCAACAUAAUGGCACUCUUAGCUAGUCUCAGUAGCUGAGCUUGGCUGAUGCAACAUGAUGCUACUCGCAGCUAGCUUCAGUAGCUGAGUAGGACAACCUGAUCUGUGAGGGAAGGCUGUGUUACGUGUGGCAGUUUUGGCCACCUCUGGCAGACUCGACACGGAUUUACCACCCUGCCUCGCCUCUCCUCCCAAUAUGAGCACCUGCAUGCAUUGUUUGCUGCCAACACGGGUGCUGUACAAGGCUAGUCGUGCAGCUUGUGGAAUUGGUGGAGCACACAUAUCACAGGUCAGGGAUGGUGUGUACCAGUUCCUUUGGAUCAACCCAGACUCUUCAUUUCACACCGUCUCCUUGGGAAAAAGUUAUUACUCAACAUACCCCCAUACUCCUGGGGCAUGUCACCACUUUGGCAAUGACAGCUCCCAGAGAACAGAGACAUCGCAGAAUGCUGUAGUUAAAGAGGAGGCUUCCAAAAAGUUUGAGAAUGUAAAGUUACAGCUCUCUUCUGUUAACCCUAUAAUUAAUGAAUUAUCAGAGAUGAAUUCCAAACGUAAUAGAGACUUAUUGUCUCCUGUGCGACCUUUGCCACAGAAGAGGAUCAAAAGUGGUUCGUCAUCCUCAAAGAAAUUCAGUGAAUCUGCAGUCUUGGACUAUAUCCCACUCCCACCUAGUCCACAAGAAAAAGAUGAAUUGGGAGAUUUCUUUGUUAUUGACACCAGACCCUCUGAAGUGAAUUUCCCUGAGACAAAUAGGAACAAGUGUAACAGUGAAAAAUCUAAGAAAGAUGCCAAGGUUGUGAAUGGAAAGAAGUCUAGUAGUAAUAAAAAGGAUUCAGUGGGGGGUGAAAGCAGUGGUGGAUGUUCUGGUACUGGAACCAAAUAUAACAAGAAAGUGAUAGUGUCAUGUGAUAAUGAUGUUCUUUAUAUUCCUUCAACCUCUAAGUUUUGUGAAGGUAAAUUACACGGUAAGCGGAACAACAACAGAACUAAAAAAAGAACUAAAGUCCUUGAUAAAAAUUAUGAAGGCAGUUCUGCCAGAACCUCAGGAAAAAAUGACAUUGAUAUAUUGUUUGAAGUACCCGGUAAAAGUGAUCUUGAUGAUGUCAUGGUAUUGUGCACUAUUGUAACACCUGAUAAAAGCCAAGAUCAUGUGCUUUCACCAGGAAAAUCUCUUGUUCCAGAUAAUCAGACAAGGAAGUGCCAUACAAGCACGAGACAGCAGCUGAAGACAAAACUAAGAGAUAUACAGCCAGAUGAAGUGAUUUCUGUCCCUUCCAAUUUAGAAAUAAAAGGGGGAAAGACAGUACCAGAUUACAAAAAUAGGGAUGUCAGUUCUGGCAUUCAGAAGGUGGAUGUGGUUGACCCUGAUGUUCUGGAGAUAGAGGCUCUUCCAGCUUCAUCCAGCAAAACAUCUGUUGAUGUGGAGGUUAUUGAUGUUUUUGCCUCUGAUGAAGACAAAUGCAGUACUGACUCUUCUGAUCAUGAAGAGAGAAACAUAGAUGUCAGUACUUCAGAAUUUGUAUCUUUACAAAAAUUACGAGUUAAGGACUUGCAAAAUACAGUAAUAGACAUUAGUGAUGAAGUACUAAAGUUCCGAAGGGAACUAGAACAGCUGAGAAAGUGGGAGAUGACAGGUCUUGGGAGGGAGAUUCUCUCUUCAAGGAACAUGAAGCCAUCUGAUACCAUGUUUACAAUUAUGUCUUACAAUGUGUUGGCUCAGGCUCUGUUGACAGAUAACAUGUUGCUGUAUUCAUCUUGUAAUGAUGAACAUCUCUCAUGGGAAUACAGAUGGGCAUUGCUGCAACAUGAGAUUACGGACCUGGACCCAGAUGUGCUUUUGUUACAAGAAGUUCAGGCCUCUCAUUAUCACAGCCAUUAUCUCCCAUGGUUUACAUUCCAGGGCUAUGAUUCCUUGUACAAAAAGAGAACAGGUACAAAGGCUGAUGGUUGUGCCAUAUUCUUCAAAAAGAGUAAAUUCUCUUUGAUAGAAUCCAGUAGUAUUGAGUACCUUCAGCCAGAAGCUUUAAAUAUCUUAGACCGUGACAAUGUUGGCCUUAUAGCAAAACUUUCACCGGUAUUGCAGCCAGAUGCACCAGCAUUGUGUGUUGCAACAACACAUCUGUUGUACAACAAAAAAAGGCAUGAUGUCAAGUUGGCCCAGAUAAUACUGUUCCUGUCAGAAAUAGACAGACUAUGCUAUGAGGGUGAAGAAGGGGGUAGGCCAAAGUAUUGCCCUGUAAUAGUGACUGGAGAUUUUAAUGCUGAACCGCACAGUGCUUUAAUACAAUUCUUGAAAGAUGGCCGGUUACAAUAUGAGGGCCUAGCUCGUAAGACUCUUACCAGACAUGGCGCUUUUGGUGAAUUACUUGGGCCAGAACUUUUUCCCCCAUCUCUUGGUCUCACAGAUCGCUGUCAGCAUGCAGUGUUAGCACAAAGUCGUUACUUGGAACAAUCACGGGGACCCAUCUUUUCUUUGGCAGACAAGCGAAAACUAGAGGAAUCACUAAUACAUUUAUAUCAUUCAGAUCGCCAGUCUCAACCCCCAAAAAAUUUAAGAUCCACCUGCAUAGGUCCAACACCCUCAGGAUGGUUUUCUCAUGGAUUCAACUUUCACUCUGUUUACCGUCACUACUUGAGCCGUUUGGGCAGAGCCCCUGAAGCCACCACUAACCAUAAUGGCUGGACAUCAGUGGACUACAUGCUAUACUCUCGUAGUUAUUCUUCUUCCUUACAUAGGCCCAUUGAAGGAAAUCUUAAGUUACUGGCACGUUAUGGGCUGCUGUCAGGCCCAGAAGCUGAUAGGUUUGCACCACUACCUUCAGCAGUGUGUCCGUCAGACCACUUUCCCCUUGCUGCUCAGUUUUUGCUGCGAAGAUAGCUUUUAAUGCUAAAUAUUAUUUAAUAAAUGAAAUUGGGAACCAAAAUAAAAUAUCAAGUAUUUUUUCAUUGUAAUUUAUUCAAGAUUUGUUAUAUACAUUUUCAUGUACAAGAAUAUAUUUAAGUAUGAAAAGAGUGUAGACAGGUAAUGUACAGUUAGUUCAGCCACAGCUUGCUUAUGUACAAAAUAUAUUGUAAAUAGAUCUUAUCUUAAAAAAGAUAGUAAAGAUAUCACUUUUGUAAUGGUGUGUACCGAAUGAAAGACAUUGAUGUUUAGUGCUAUAAGCCACAGGACUUGCUUUAUAAUUUUUCUAUUCCUUGGUAAUAUAUGUGGAGGUCCCAGGGUUGGUGUUUUUUGUCCUAUUUACAUAUUUUAACCCCUCAUAGGAGGUUUUUUGAUGUGGGGCUUUUGAUCCAAAGAAUUGGGAUUUUUUUCUUAUCCUUCCUUGGACUGUACCUGUUUACCUGCCAUUUUCCAGGUGCUGUGAGACCCCUCCAGGUUUAAUGCUUCUCCCAAAAUAUGAUGAUAAUCAUAUGUCCUAAGCAACAUCUGCAUUAUCUGCACUACUUUUAUUUCACUUACUUUAUACGACAUUAUUUGUUUAGUUGGUUAUCAAUGGCAGUAAGUUGUAACAGUUUUUUCUGCCGAAAAUAAGAUGUAUUUUUGUAUAAUUAUGAAAUAUGUGUAAAUUAUAAGGAUUUAGGCCAGUUGAUAAGACAAUUUAACUAUACAUUAUUUUUCAAGAGCUUUUACCCAGUAUGAUAUGUAUUUGGGCCUCCAGAAGAUUUGCUUCCCCGCUCCCUUUUCGUGCCCUUCUGGAUUAAAUUGGCAGGCUUGGGUUAGACUGCUGAGCAGUUUUGGUGCAAAAUUGUACUAGCAUGAAAAAUGCACAUAACUUUAGUUAGCCUGACUCACAAAAUCGUAAUGACACGAUUGCAAACAAACCAUACCACAGGCGGGGAUAGAACCCGCGAUCAGAGACUCAUUGAUCACGGGUUCUAUCCCCGCCCAUGGUAUGGUUUCUUUAGUUAGCCGUUUGCUUAGAAAGGUAGGGGGAUGCAAAUCUUUUGUUAUCAGUUUAAUUUUUGGCUCAUGUUGAUCAUAGGCAGACAUUUGUCUCAGGCUUAUGUAGCUACAGAAGUUGUAGCUUGGUAAAAGAUGCUGCACAUCUUGCUGCUGCAUUGAAAGGCUUUACAGAGCAUGUGCACGCAGUUAUGCGUGCGAGCGACCUCUCGCGGAACCCUAAGGUUCUGGAGAACCACGGUUGAGAAACGCUGCUCUAGAGUAUGUAAUGCCCAAACAUACACUCUAGAAUUUAUAGGCUUUGCACUUAAAUUUGAAUACUUCUGUGUCCUUACAUACACUCGAAGAUUUGAUGACUACCCACUCACUCCAGACUUAGUGUUUGUCUACACAUUAAAAGGGAUGUAAUGCCUUUCCACAAACUACAGGACUUGAGGUGAGGGGCUCUUGAUGCAAACUGAAUAGGAACAUAUAUGAGAAAGGAGCACAAUAGCAGGCCUGCUGGCCCAUGCUAGGCAGGUCUAACUCACACCCACCCACACCAGUAUAUGCCUCCUAUUCAGGUGCUUUAUGACCCUUACAGGUUUAGCACUUCCCCCUGAAUGAAAUAAUAAUUUUAAUGGGUACACUCUGGGGCAUGCAAUAUCUGUAAUGAUAUUUGCCCUGCUGCAAUAAUUUUGUUGAAUAUUAAUGCAAUGUAACUUGCAAUACCAUUUAAUACCAAAAUUGUUUGAAAAGGACUUUUUUUUUUUAGGAUAUAUUUUAUUUUAUUUCAAGCAGUAGUUAUUAGACCCCCUGCUAGUCUUGUAGCCUGUCAGUGAGUGUAUAGGUCUCGUGACCCCAUACACUUCUGGGACCUUCAGCUACACUGUAUGUUGUUGGUUAGCUAGACACCUCACAGCUGUUUAUUGUGUAAUUACUGGGUUUAGUUCCAUUUUUUUGCUGUCUCACAAUUAUACACCUUUAUUUGUAAGUGGAAAAUAAGAUUUUUAAAUAAGGAUUUAAGAAAGGAGGAGCACUGCAGCAGGCCUGCUGCCCCAUGCUAGGCAGGUUCAGCACACACUCACUCAUGUACUUGCCUAACCUAUUUUUAAAGCUAUCCAAAGUUUUCACCUCACUGAUGCUACUUGUUGAGAGUUUGUUCCACUCAUCCACAGUUGUAUAUCUUUUCAAGAUUUGUUUUUUUUCGAACUUGAACCUAUUGCUGCCAGUCCUGUCUUGGUUAGAUAUUUUUAGCAUGCUUUUUAUAUCUCCUGUAUUUAUUCCUGUCUUCCAUUUAUACACCUCAAUCAUAUCUCCUAAUUCUACACCUUUUCAGAGAGUUCAGAUUCAGUGUCCUAUAUCCUCAUAGGAAGGAUUUCUGAUACAUGGGAUCAAUCUUGUUAUCCUUCUCUGUAUGUUUUGCAAUGCAUUUAUGUCCAUUCUGGUCACUAUUCCACCACCCUCUUGUUGACCCCAUCAGUGUUGAACCUAUCAGUGUGGAGUAAUUUAUAGCCUUGUAUAUGACAAUUAGAAAGCAUUUCUCUCUCUUUCAGGUUGACCCAGGUCUUUAUUAUAGCAAUAAUGUCUAUGCUUCCUGCACAUGCAAUUAAUCUUAGCUCAUCUAUCUUAUUUCUAACACUUCUACUAUUAGUAUAGUAAUCCUCUUGCUGCCCUCUACUGUCUAGUUCCCUUUUAUUAGUACAGUGGACCCCCGGUUAACGAUAUUUUUUCACUCCAGAAGUAUGUUCAGGUGCCAGUACUGACCGAAUUUGUUCCCAUAAGGAAUAUUGUGAAGUAGAUUAGUCCAUUUCAGACCCCCAAACAUACACGUACAAACGCACUUACAUAAAUACACUUACAUAAUUGGUCGCAUUCGGAGGUGAUCGUUAUGCGGGGGUCCACUGUAACUAUAUGAUGAAUAAUGUUGAAAGUUUCCCUAAGGUGUCUUGGCAAUUUUUGCUGCUUUGAUCCCUUGUGCUGCUAUCUGUUUCCUACACACCCAUCACUCUAAAAGCUUUUAAAGUACUAGACAUCUCAGCAAUGGCCUCCACUACAGAGUUGGCUAAGGCUACCACCCCUGCCCCAGGGGUGGUAUAUACUUGUUUGCCAUAGAAAUUGUCCCAGUUGUCAAUAAAUGGGAUUGCAAGUUCUUUGCAGUACUUGUUUAGCCAGCAAUUUAUACCAGUUGGCCUGAACAUGCAUUAAUUUUCCACUCAUAGGCAGAAUGCUACAUAUGAUUGGGACCCCUCCCUGAAACUCAAUUAAAUCUUUAGCUGUACUAUACAUAACUAGCAGCUCCUGUCUUCUGCCCUUCUCAAUAUUUCCAUCAGCACUAUGGCUUAUUCCUGUUAUCUGACAUGAUAUCCAACCUGUUGACUAUGACAAAAGCUCAAGGAAAACACCCUCUGUCUCACUUUUCUCUAUCUGUUACAGAAAGCACAGUCAGUAUGUUUUACCUGUGAAUUGACAUUAUCCUCACUGACCAAUGAAGCACAUUCAUCCUGGAGAACCUUCAGAUUUGCCACUUGUUACUGCUGCGAACUUGCACCUCACUUAUACAGUGGAUCCCCGGUUAAUGAUAAUUUUUCAUUCCAGAAGUAUGUUCAGGUGCCAGUACUGACCGAAUUUGUUCCCAUAAGGAAUAUUGUGAAGUAGAUUAGUCCAUUUCAGACCCCCAAACAUACACGUACAAACGCACUUACAUAAAUACACUUACAUAAUUGGUCGCAUUGGGAGGUGAUCGUUAAGCGGGGGUCCACUGUAGUAACUUUUUCCCUUCACUAAAUCCAACUACCUCACACUCAUUGUUAUACUUAUCCAGGCAAAUUUCCUCCUUGAAAAGUUGAACCUCCUCUUCCAAUGUUUUGAACUCUUGACUCUAAAAAGAAAACUGGUGAAGCAAGCCAUGGUGCUCCACUCAGACAGGUAGCAACCUCACAUAAGCUAUGUUCACUCGCCUCAAUGAACAUAGGCAUAACAACUGCACCCUUACUUUCAGGAUAUAGAUGUGUAUAUAUUUUUAUCCCAGCAAAAAGGUGUUUGAGGCUGGCUGCACACCAGCUGAUUCCACACACACUAGGUCUUCCAUCCCACGACAACCCUGCUGUCCAUACCACCUGCACUACACUACCAUCAUCUCUCGGACACAACCCUACUGUUCUACUCCACCCACACUGUCCCUAUCCCACAAUAACCCAUCAUCCCUGUCCUACAAAAACCCCAUCAUCUCUGUC